AUGGCGGAAAUGGCCGUGUCUUUUGCUCUUGAUCAACUGCUUCCGCUGUUGAGGGAAGAAACCAAGUUGUUGAGAAGCAUUCACAAGGGAUUUGCUGACCUUAAAGAUGAACUUGAAAGCAUUCAAGCAUUCCUUAAAGAUGCUGAUAAGAGAGCUGCAGUUGCAGAAGGAGACAGUGCUAAUGAAGGAGUCAAAACAUCGGCGAAGCAAGUUAGGGAAGCAGCUUUUCGCAUUGAAGAUACCAUUGAUGAUUAUUUGAUCCAAGUGGGACAACAGCAUGAUCGUGGAUGUGUACAUAUACUCCAUAAGAUUGCUCACUUACUCAAAACCAUGGUCCCUCGCCAUCGAUGUUAUGUCAUAUGUGCGAGGGAUCAAGGAAAGAAGUGA
This is a messenger RNA of Vicia faba (fava bean), 387 nucleotides long. NCBI's taxonomy places the organism in Eukaryota, Viridiplantae, Streptophyta, Magnoliopsida, Fabales, Fabaceae. The record is from the annotation of a GenBank genome assembly.